UCGGAGCUCUUUUGUGUUUAAGAGGCGCCAAAAAAGCAAAUUCCGCUGUCAAAGAACACUCGAUAUGCAUGGACGACUCAAGGUGAAGACCACUGCCCAACAGGAGGAAGCAAAGCGGAAAGAACGCGAGCAGAAACUGAAACUUUACACUGCCGCAACAUCUGGGGCAUUUAAAAAGCGACUAAAUGGAGAAUUUGAUGAGGAGGGACUGAAGCUUACAGGGGAAAUUCUGUCUGUGAAUCCAGACUUCUAUUCACUAUGGAAUUACCGCAAAGAAAUCUUCUUGUUCAUGAAGGACAACAAGGAGACAGAGUUUGUACAGAAGCUGAUGCAGGAUGAGCUCGGAUUCCUCGAGUCUUGUCUCAAGGUCAACCCAAAGUCGUACGGCGCCUGGCACCACCGAAGCUUCAUCCUGGAGAACAUGCCACACCCUGACUGGGAGCGAGAACUCCAGCUCUGUAACACUUUUCUGGAGUAUGACGAGAGAAAUUUUCACUGUUGGGAUUAUCGACGAUUUGUCGUCCUAACCUCGGAUGUAGAUUUAGAACAGGAGCUUGCGUACACAACAGAGAAAAUACAGACCAACUUUUCCAAUUAUUCAUCGUGGCAUUACCGCAGUAAACUACUUCCUAUUAUCUUCCCUGACCCCACCCACCCUGUCAGAGUGCAGGAGGACAUCUUGUUACAGGAGCAUGAAACAGUACAGAAUGCCAUAUUCACUGAUCCUGAUGACCAGAGCGCUUGGUUCUACCACAGGUGGCUGCUGGGAAGGGGGAGGAAAAAACUGCAGAUAAGUUGUGUUCAUGCAUCGCGUAAAACCAACCAGAUUCUAGUGCUGCUCACCAACUACAUACAGGUAAAUCAUGGUCAUCAGUUGUCAGUGAACAUCAACAGUAGCCCAGUCACAGGGGAAUGGAGGAAUGUCACCGGUACCAAUAGCUACAGUAUUAUAUGGAUCCUGACAGUGAAGGAUGGUUUUCCUGGGGGUGAGCAUUUGUCUAUAGGGGUGACCCUUCUCACUGAGUCUGACUGCACUCAGUUCUCUCAGGGCCUACAGCUCACCCAGGGUCAGGACGAGGCGUGGACCAUGGCGAGUUACAAGGCAGGGACUCGGUUCAGCAUCGAGCUGAGUGCGGCGGCCAGCUCAACCAUGGAGAAAGAACUGGAGGCGAUCCAGGAACUUCACUCAGUGGAGCCAGAAAAUAAAUGGGUACUGCUGACCCUGCUCUACUUAAUGAAGGCCAUUGACCCAGUUCAUGAGAAGUACCAGGAUGACAUCACUGAGGCGAUAGAGAAGCUGACUGCGGUGGACUCCAAGAGAAAAGCCUUCUAUCGGGAUCUCAAGAGUAAGUUCAUGAUGGAGAAGAUUCUUGAUGUACAGGAUGUAAACACCCGUGACAUGACCUUGAGUGGCCUUGACCUGACCUCUCUGUGUCACACUGAGUGGAUGGUGCUGGUUCAGGAGCUUGAUGUGUCACAGAACCACCUGACCUCCCUCAAACCCCUUGGUAACCUGCCUUGUCUCGUAUUCCUUAUUGCCAAUAACAAUGAUAUCGACUCAGUGGAGGGUCUUCAACAUUGUAAACAGCUUAAAAAGCUUCAUCUUCAGAAAAAUGCUUUACGAACAGUGCAAGCCUUCAGUACCCUCUCCUCUCUCCCAUUAGAGGAUGUGAAUGUAUCGGGGAAUCCAUUGUGCAAUAUUGAGAACUACACUGAGGCCCUGAAGGCGAUUCUUCCAACCCUUGCCCCAAGCUGAGGGCAAUAUUUCUUGCUUUUGCCCCGAGCUGAGGGCGAAUCUGUCACAGCUGUAGGUGUCAAAGAUUUGGUGCUCCUCUUGGUUUCACUGAGCAAGACUGGUGACAAUGUGAUAUAUGGAUUAUUUAUGGACCAAUAGAUUUUAUAAUGUUAUACAAUUACAAUUUAUGUAGUCAUUUCGUUUCACACAUUAUGUUAUACCACAGUCCCUUUUCAACUGGCCAAUAUUUUACUAUUAGUAACUUAAUUUACUUCAACAGACUUCAAAAGCAUAUGUAUUUGUUUAGUAAAUUCAUUUUUUCUGUUGCUAAUUGAUAUAUAGCAUGUGUUUAUGCAUUCUAGUAUCUAGUAUGCCCACUUGGUUGACUGAUAGUAUGUAAAUGUACAAUCAUGUAUCUGUAAUUUCUUGGUUAUGUGAUAUUUUAUAUACAAUGCUACAUGUACUGUAUACAGGAUUAUUUUCGCCCGUGUUAAUUUCGCCUUUCUUUACUUGCAAACGGUUCCACCCCGUCUUUAAUUCGCCUAUAUAAAAUUGUGAUAAAAGAGAGACAAUUUGAGACAUUGGAAUUCACUCAGUCUUGAUUUAGCCCGCUGACAACGAGGGCAAAAGGGGCGAAAAUAAAACAGGGUCAAAUAUUUCCCUGUAUACAGUAUGUAAACAAGGCCAGAUGUUUCUUGCUAGUGCAAUAUAUGUAGAUAGGAAUAAACACAAUUAUUGAUGACUCAAA
This is a messenger RNA of Magallana angulata, 2483 nucleotides long. Its product is annotated as geranylgeranyl transferase type-2 subunit alpha-like. Bases 65 to 1756 code for a protein of 563 amino acids. Lineage: Eukaryota; Metazoa; Mollusca; Bivalvia; Ostreida; Ostreidae. The record is from RefSeq and is a predicted model, not a curated record. The transcript has 12 exons. Gene Ontology annotation, molecular function: Rab geranylgeranyltransferase activity; protein binding; zinc ion binding. Gene Ontology annotation, cellular component: cytoplasm; Rab-protein geranylgeranyltransferase complex. Gene Ontology annotation, biological process: protein geranylgeranylation.